AUUACAAUGCACAAAAAAGGAAAACAGUGUAGAAGCUUCCUCCUCGUCCGCAUGUGAAACAAACGUUGAAUUUGAACAAUCAAACCCACCACCUUUUCUAUUCUUUCGAUUUCUCCGCUGAACAAAUUUUGUUCUUCGUUUUCUGAAUCCACAGCAGGUAUGCGGUGCCAGCUUGUGUGUAAUGGGUGUAGGAACAUCUUGGUUUAUCCUAGAGGAGCCGGCAAUGUUUGCUGUGCUUGGUGUAAUGUGAUUACCCCUGUUCCUCCUGCUGGGAUGGAAAUGUCACAGCUUUAUUGUGGAGGCUGUAGGACAUUACUAAUGUAUGCAAAUGGAGCUACGAGCGUGAGAUGUUCCUGCUGCAACACAAUAACCCGUGUACCAGAAUCUAACCAAGUCAGUCAUAUCCAUUGUGGGAACUGCCGGACAGCACUCAUGUAUCCUCAUGGAGCUCUCUCAGUCAAAUGUGCAAUUUGUCACUAUAUUACUAAUGUCAGUAUGACCAAUGCAAGGUUUCCAAUUCUUGUGCAGAGAUCUAAUGGAACAACCGAGUCUGAAACGACCACCUCUGAAUCUGAGAUAGCAUCUUCUAUUUCAUCAUCAAGGCCCCACUUCGAGAGCCAAACUGUUGUAGUAGAAAAUCCCAUGUCUGUUGAUUCAAAUGGGAAAUUGGUGAGCAAUGUUGUUGUGGGCGUUGCAACAAACCAGAGAUGAUAAUCAUCAUGUUAUGAUGCUGUGUUAAAAGAAACAUUAUCCGGCUCGUUAUCAGUUUCCGUUGCUUGAAGAUAUUGUUUGUGUACUUGAUGUUGCAGCUGCAAUGGUUUUGAAUUGAGAAUAUUCUCCAUACAAGGUCUAGACUGAUUUCAUGUAUUUAUAUGUAAAAUAUUAGAGAAGUGAAAAGAGCACAAUGCUUGUAAUCUUUGCUGCAUUUGUAUUAUAGCCAUGUAGGUUCUUACUUCUUAGAUUAUAUCUUUAAUUGCAUGUUCUAGAUGUGCAAAUAAGAUGGUGAUGUUGAUAAUAGUUUCAGGCUUAAAUAUCUUUUUGAUCCCUA
Molecule: messenger RNA, 1048 nt
Organism: Lotus japonicus
Lineage: Eukaryota; Viridiplantae; Streptophyta; Magnoliopsida; Fabales; Fabaceae
Product: protein LSD1-like
Exons: 7
Coding region: 160-711 (183 amino acids)
Source: RefSeq, a predicted model, not a curated record